This is a messenger RNA of Symbiodinium natans, 1326 nucleotides long. The record is from the annotation of a GenBank genome assembly. Lineage: Eukaryota; Dinophyceae; Suessiales; Symbiodiniaceae.
AUGACUGAAUUCAGACGAGCUCCAGCAGCAACCAUCCGCAGUGCCUUCGAGCAGGCGGGAACUUACAGCCAAGCUCGCUCCAUUCUGGAGGCGAGCGAUGAGAAAGAAUCGCUGAAGUGUUCUCGGCCAAAGAAGCCCGCGCCUCCAUGCGAAGUGCCGGCGAUGCUCCAGAAAGAAAUGGAUCUUGGGCCAGAUGCUGUGGCCAUCGGCGAAGCAUUGAGGAAAAGGAAGCAGGCCACACUUUUACUUGACCCGCAGAACCUGCGAUGCGAGAGGGAGAUGAAGCGGAUCCUGUCAGGGGAGGAGCUGUUUGCACCAGCCUUCUGUUGUCUGGCCUGCGUCCCACCUGCGUCUGUCAUCUGUGAGCACAGUGAGCCUGUGGGCCUGGCAGGAGUGAAGCUGAUGUACCAGGUUGCCUGGACACAUCUGGUUGUCAAGGGCAUUUCACAGACACUGCUUUACAGAAGGCCCUUCCAAGGUACGGUACUCCAGGCGGUCAGCCGCUCUGGAAGCUGCGAACUCUGGACUUACAGCCCUCACUGUGAUUUCAUGGUGCAGAUGACGGAUCACAACGAUGGUGUCGUGAAGUGUUUGGAUCCGGAGUGUGGAAAGAUCACCUGCCGUUGGUGCAUGAAGCCCGAGCACAACCCUUUAAAGUGCGACGAGGUCGAGAACGAUGGGGAGACCAGGAUAAGGACUUUUCUGGAAGAGAAGAUGGCCGAAGUGGCCCUAAGAAGGUGCCCCAACAAGAGGUGCCGGAAACCUUACGAGAGGGAAGAGGGCUGCAACCACAUCAAGUGUCCCUGUGGCACCCAUAGCUGCUACCUUUGCGGCGCCGAGCUGGACAAAAAAAGACCUUACGACCACUACAAGGAUGGCCACUUGGGCGGUGGCAAGAAUGACACCUCGUCCCGAUGCAUAGUGUAUGGGACCCCGGCUUGGUCAGAAAAGACGGCGAAGCAAAAGCAGCAGGAAACAGAGGAAGCGCUGAAGCAGUACUUGAAGGAGAAUCCGGAACUGCAAGACAUCGUUGCGGGGACCAGCGCGGCCAAGAAGAAGAGGUUGAAGCAGCUGAUGCAGACGACUCCAGAGCGACGCAAUGGCAAAGGAUCUCGACACAGAAGCGAGAAUUCCAACCUUCCAGACACAGCCACGCUGCGGCAAGGAGCUGGCAGCGAAAGGUGGGAGUGUGCUAUUAUGAGUACUAUUACUAUUACUAUUAUUAUUAUUAUUACCAUUAUUAUGAUUACUAUUAUUAUUAGUAUUUUUAUUCGUACUACGAUGAUUUUGAUGAUGAUUAUUAUUCGAAACCUUUGUGAUGUGUGA